UGUAAGAGCUGGAACUGAGAGCGCACUCCUGCUUUUCAUCCACUUUCCACAAAGCAACAUCUGUGAGCGCAAUUCAUGUCUCUGAUUUAUCUUUGACUUACAGAAGGGAUUUUUUUUUGUCUAGUUUUAUUGCCAUGGCAAAAUGGUCACUCUUCUUUUUAUACCUUUUCCAUGGACAACUUUCCCUCAUCUUUGGGCAGCAGCAGCGCACAGCUGGGCCCUGGCGGCACCGGAUUCAGUGGGAGAACAACGGGCAGGUUUAUAGUUUAAUGAGCACUGGGUCAGAGUACCAUGCUCCGGUUCGGUCCAGAAGCCAGUCGAGGGUUUAUGUUAGCGGCAGGAGGGAUGGCACCAGGAGCCAAAUGCCGGGAGCGCACAGAGGAGCCACGCUUGUAAGACCCGGACAGGCUGAGUCCAGACAGUUCAGGACUGAUCACCGUGUAGAGCCGGGAUCUACUGCGUUAGGACGCGAUGUUAGACAGUAUGCGCCUUUUAACAGUCGUGCGUCAGGGGCACAACACUUUAACCCUGAACACACCAACACCAUCAAUGCCGAUUUUCCAGGCAGUAUAGAACGUGUCAAUAUGGAUGCCACUGCACUGCACAACAGAGGAGGAGAACCAGGGCCCGGUGCGCAAUACCAACAGUUACGCGCUGUGCCAGAGGCGAUGACUGUUUCCAGGCAACACGCGCAGACAGAUCAAUCCGUCUCAGCACAUCCCAGAGCUCUGGAAAGGGAAUCUGAGGCCCGUGCUCCAUCCUCUGCACUUAGUGAUGAUGGUUCAAACGAGGCAAACGGUAAUGGAGAAGACAUGAUUAACGACGACCCUCGAAAUCCGUUAAAAAACCACAGGAAUUCUGUUUUUUACAACUCGUAUCCCACAAGAGGGAGGUCAGUGGCCCGCACGCACCGUCCGCCUGGCACAGGAUAUGGAACAAGAUAUUUCCAAAAUGGACUGCCAGACCUUGUGCCAGACCCAUAUGCUAUCCAAGCAGGUGCAUAUGUCCAGCGCAUGCAGAUGUUUGCGCUUCGCUGUGCAGCUGAGGAGAACUGUCUAGCCAGGUCAGCUUAUGGACCUGCCGUGAGAGACAUCGACUUCAGAGUCCUCCUGCGAUUCCCCCAAAAAGUGAAGAACCAAGGCACCACUGACUUCCUUCCUGUCAAGCCGAGAUACCAGUGGGACUGGCACAGCUGUCACCAACACUACCACAGCAUGGAUGCCUUCAGUAACUACGACCUGCUGGAUGUCGUCAGUGGACGUAAAGUGGCCGAGGGACACAAGGCCAGUUUUUGUCUGGAGGACACGGGCUGUGAACCCGGAUUCCGGCGGCGCUACGCCUGUACAUCUCAUACACAGGGACUGAGUCCAGGAUGCCAUGACCUGUACGCUGCCAACAUCGACUGUCAAUGGAUUGACAUCACUGACGUACCUCCUGGAAAUUAUAUCUUGAAGGUUACUGUCAAUCCCAAUUUCCACGUCCUGGAGUCAGACUUUACCAACAACAUAGUGAGAUGUGAUAUCACAUACACAGGAACUUAUGUUCAGACACGCAACUGUCGAGUAUCAAGAGUUUGAAAUCUUCCUUUUCAAGUAUUCUGUAGAAGUUUUGCAGCAAACAUCUCUCCUUGUACUGUGCAUCAACAAAAAGGACUCGAUGACUAACAAAAGGUUUUUAACUGUAACUGCUAUAGACUUGUGUUGCAUUAACUGUAAAUAAAUGCAGAGGUUUACACAUUUUGUACAUCAACCUAGUGAGAUCCUCUGAUUUUCUUGAUUUUUGUUAUGCCUUAAUUCGUAACAAAGAUAUAGUUUUCUUUUUUUGCCUUAACAAAUUCAAGUGCCGUGUUCAUAAACAUUUAUUUCUGGAAUGCUGGUUUAUUGCUUUGAAUGGGUUUUGUUGCCACGUGUUGUCUCUGUCAUGUUUUUCUGCUUUGUUUUAUUGUUAUGUGCAGACGAUUUGUUUUUACAGUUUUAUUUAAAGGAUAAGAUAUUCUAUAUUUUUGUUAUUGUCAACAAAUCUCGUUAAUUGUUUUUAAAGACAGUUAUUUCCUAAACCAGCUGUAGUUUUUAGCAAAAGUUACUCAAAUUGGAGUAAAUAGUGCAUUUGUUCUGGACUAUUUCCAGCUGUGAAAAUUAGUAUUUAUGGCAGCAGGACGGUACAGAAUUUGUUCAUACUAUUUGGUCUUUUCAUGGGAUGUGUUGAAUAAUAAGAAAAAUACAAAUUAUCACUUGUUCUUAAACCACUUGGUGGUUACAUUAGCAAACUUCAAAUAUCUCAUUUUAUGUUAAAUAGUAAGGGUAAUAUGUCAAAUUAUGUCGUUAUGAAUGCGUGCUUGUGUAUGAGUGAAUGAAAAAAGUGGGAAACUGUAAUGUAAAACUGUUAUAAUUGCUAAAACAUUGUUGAAAACCUUAUUAUAUUCUGUUGCAUGUUGGAUUUAAUGCAAUAAAGAUGGUGAAGAGUGAGGACUUUA
Perca flavescens (yellow perch) is the source of this 2473-nucleotide messenger RNA. RefSeq names its product lysyl oxidase-like 5b (gene loxl5b). The record is from RefSeq and is a predicted model, not a curated record. Lineage: Eukaryota; Metazoa; Chordata; Actinopteri; Perciformes; Percidae. Gene Ontology annotation, molecular function: copper ion binding; protein-lysine 6-oxidase activity. The transcript has 7 exons. Bases 135 to 1577 code for a protein of 480 amino acids. Gene Ontology annotation, biological process: peptidyl-lysine oxidation; collagen fibril organization.